Messenger RNA from Aedes aegypti (yellow fever mosquito), 670 nucleotides. RefSeq names its product hormone receptor 4-like. Lineage: Eukaryota; Metazoa; Arthropoda; Insecta; Diptera; Culicidae. The transcript has 3 exons. The coding region runs from base 98 to 538 and encodes 146 amino acids. The record is from RefSeq and is a predicted model, not a curated record.
AAUCCGCCUCAGGCAAUCGAAAUCACUCGGUUGGCUGACUCCGGUGUGAAUCGUUUAUCGUCCCCGUGGUGACCUGCGCGACUUCGUAUAGAGAAAAAUGCAAAUCCCGAGAUUAACAACUUGCAUCGCGCUAGUUCUUUGUUUUCGGGACAUUUCGACCGAAGAUACGAAAACGUUUCCUGGAGCUGAGAUCAUAAUUCCGGCUGUUAUAGGUCAAGUGGCUCCUGCUAUCAUUGGUGCCAUCAUCAGCGGAAUUGGUGGAAUUGGGGGUGGUGCCGGUGGAGGAGUACUGCCACCUGUUCCUCCUGUUCCGCCUGUUUCAGUUUCCCACACGACAGCGGUAGCUACGUCUAUUGCCAAUAAACCGAUUGCAGUGAGCCACAGCGGAUCCAUCUCUACCACCUCGACAACGAACGCGGGCUCACAGGCAACGGUCGGUUCUGGUUCGCUCGUUUCCAGUUCAUCGAGCAGCACAGGAACCAACACGUUCCAAAUCAUUUCCAAGCGGUGGCAAAAGUUCUUCAGGAACAUUGGAUGAAUCCGGUUCCCUGCUGGGGAAGAUUUGCACUAAAGUAAUUUGACACCCGUCGCAGCCAGUGUUAUAAUCUGCACAGAAGAAAGUUAUCCGAAGCAAUAAAAACCUCGAUCAAAGGAAGAGUAACAAAACUGA